AUGUGUCUUCUGUCUUUCGGAUUCAUUCAUGAGAGUAUUCGUCAACUCAUCUGUCGUAACUAUGGAGAAGAGACUUGGAUUCAAGUUCUGGAGAAGGCUGGAUUCGAGAACGGAAAAGAGAAUAUUGUGAAUCAUUACUACUCGGAUACAGACACUUAUGUUCUGGUGGAUAGUGUCUCUCUUGUUAUAAAAGUGACGAAAGACCAGGUCUGGGAGAUGUACGGCGGCUUCUUGAUUACAUAUUCCAUGGAAAUUGGAUGGGAUGAAUUAGUCCGGAGCAUGAGUCCAAACCUGAAAGGGUUUCUGGAUAGUCUUGAUAGUCUCCACUACUUUAUUGAUCAUGUGGUAUACAAGGCUAACCUACGUGGACCGUCAUUCAGGUGUGAGGAAAACUCGGACGGUGAUCUCCUUCUGCAUUAUUUCACUGGCCGCCCUGGUUUGUAUCCAAUUGUAAAAGGAGUGGUGAGAGAGGUGGCUAAACGAGUUUUCGAUUUGGAUAUCAACUUGGUAGUGCAAGGAAGAACUCAGAGAAGUGUGCACAUGAAUAAUGGAGAGAGAGUGGAGGAGCAUGUGGUGUUUUUGAUUAAGAACGUCGGAGAGAACCGCCGAGAUUCAGAUGGCUCUCAUGCCGGCCUGCUCGCUUCCUCUAACCCGAACUUUCCGGAAAUUUUGGAUGACACUCUCCAAAUGUCACUUGACGACUUUUCCAAAGCUCUCCCUUAUCACUUUGUGAUUGAUGAGUCUUGCAAACUGGUUCAAUGCGGUAGUGAGCUACACAAUCAUAUCCCCAAUGAGCUCCUUCAACCUGGGACUCCAAUCCUCCGUAUCUUUGAAAUCAAUCGCCCUCAAAUCCCAUUGGAUUUUGAAAAUAUUUGCAACUUUAUCAAUGCGGUAUUUGUCCUCCAAGUCAAAACGUCUCCAUUGAAGAAGAAAUUAAUGGAUGCAAUGAGCCAGGAGGAGCUUAAACAGGAAGUGGAAGCGUUAGAAGAGGAGGAGGACAAAUCAAACGAGCUAACACAGGGACACCAUCUUAAACUGAAAGGGCAGAUGAUGCUACUAUCCUCCAAGAAACAUAUCAUCUACCUGUGCUCUCCAUACGUGACAUCUAUAAAUGAGUUGAUGCAGUAUGGGAUGAGACUGACCGCCAUGCCUCUUCAUGAUGCUACACGGGAUUUGAUUCUUCUCAACCAGCAAAGAUUGACGGAUGUGGAAGUGAACCUCCAACUAGAAGCUAACAAUGAGCAGCUUGAAACCAUGACCAGGGAAUUGGAGCAAGAGCGUCUGAAGACUGAUUCAAUUCUGAAAGAUAUGCUUCCAAAACGUAUUGCUCAACAGUUGCUCAGUGGAGAACAUAUUGAAGCUGCAGAGCAUGACGCUACGGUGAUGUUCUGUGAUCUACCAACUUUCCAACAAACCAUACCUCAAUGUUCUCCUAAGGACAUCGUUCGAAUUCUCAAUGAGAUUUUUAAAAAAUUGGAUCGUAUUAUUGUGAUCCGAGGGGUCUUCAAAGUGGAGACAGUCUCCGACAGCUAUAUGGCAGUGUCGGGGAUUACUGAGUUCACUCCGGAGCACGCUGAAAAUAUGUGUCACGUGGCAUUAGGGAUGAUGUGGGAAGCAAGAAGUGUGGUGGACCCUGUUUCGAAGAAUCCAUUCCUUCUGAGAAUUGGCCUGCACUCUGGAAAGAUUGUCGCUGGAGUUGUUGGAACAAAGUCGCCAAAAUAUUGUCUAUUCGGGGAGACUGUCACGCUGGCGUCUCAAAUGGAAUCUCAAGGAAUGGCUGGAAAGAUUCAAUGCAGCAAAUGGACAUACGAGAAGGCGAUGGAAACUGGACGAUUUGAGUUUAGUCCCCGCGGGAGGAUUAAUGUAAAGGAUAGAGGGCAGACAGAGACGUAUUUCUUGACGAGAAGUUUGAAGAAAAGUAUUUGGGAGAUUGUGGAUCAUGAGAGAGAUGUGAACGUUAAUAGUAUCGAAGGAUACGAAGAAUUGGAGACGUCGAUUGAAAAUGCGAUCACGGUGAAGGCGAAUAAUCUACGUCCCGGACAUCUCAACUCGGCAGCUUGCUCUAUUUCUUGA
Caenorhabditis remanei is the source of this 2073-nucleotide messenger RNA. RefSeq lists its product as uncharacterized. NCBI's taxonomy places the organism in Eukaryota, Metazoa, Nematoda, Chromadorea, Rhabditida, Rhabditidae. Gene Ontology annotation, biological process: response to oxygen levels; cGMP biosynthetic process. Gene Ontology annotation, molecular function: guanylate cyclase activity; heme binding. Gene Ontology annotation, cellular component: guanylate cyclase complex, soluble. The record is from RefSeq and is a predicted model, not a curated record. The transcript has 8 exons. Bases 1 to 2073 code for a protein of 690 amino acids.